AUGGCCGCUCCUCCUGUCACAGGGGCCAUAGCCCCUUCACGAUACUCUCUUUUCGAUAGAAUCAACCAUAUAUCGACUGAUAAUGAUCAACUGUUUGAUCUGAUCGAAGAGCUAGAGAAACACGCUGAAACGGCCGUUAGGUGGCGCUGGCAUGCCGCAACAACGCAAGUGAAGCAAGAUAGUAUAUUCAAGUUAUAUCAAGCAUUCCUCACUGGAGUUCGCAUUAUCACCGAAGAUCUUAAUGAACAAGCAAAGGAGAUUGCUAUAUUUCCAGCUAACAAAGAUAACUGCCUUAAACGAAUAAGACUUAACCAGCCAGAUACAUUAUCUUCAUUUGCAAAUUUGGUCGAGGCGUUCGACGAUCCACUAAGAUCAGUUACCGUGGUCUUAUCUGCUAUCAGAUCGGGCUCAUGUUUUGGUGCAAGAGACUCCAGUCUAAGCAUGGCAUCACUACAUCCCCUACCAACAACGAGCUAUUCAACAGUCUCACUGAAGCCAUGCGUUUUAGAGCCUCAAAGUUUAGGCUCACUGUUAGUGCAUCCAUGUCAUUCACCAAGGUUGGCUUGCCCGAAUUGCAUCAACUGA
This is a messenger RNA of Fusarium graminearum PH-1, 585 nucleotides long. RefSeq lists its product as uncharacterized. The record is from RefSeq and is a predicted model, not a curated record. The transcript is spliced from 3 exons. The coding region runs from base 1 to 585 and encodes 194 amino acids. Lineage: Eukaryota; Fungi; Ascomycota; Sordariomycetes; Hypocreales; Nectriaceae.